Medioppia subpectinata is the source of this 1053-nucleotide messenger RNA. Lineage: Eukaryota; Metazoa; Arthropoda; Arachnida; Sarcoptiformes; Oppiidae. The record is from the annotation of a GenBank genome assembly.
AUGUCUGUUUUUUCAUAUCGCGAGAUUCCGAUCUUUACGAAGACGUCGUCGAAGAACUACUACCACAACAACCACCACUACAACCACCACAACUACGGCCGCACCAGGGCGAAAAUAACCAUGUCAAUAGUAUUGUUUUUGAGUGACAAUUGUUUGGGCAAUUUUUUGGACGAGAAUAACGACAAUCGAUUGUACGAAACGAAAGGAAAUGUCAUAAAGAAUCUAGAAUUUGAUGCAAUGAGUGACGCCGUCGUCGAAGAACUACCACAACAACAACGACGACUGUGGCCCCGGCCGGUGCCGCCCGUAGAGGAUAACCGUAUAAUACUGUAUUUAAACUCCAAUUGUUUGGGGAAUUUAUUGGACGAGAAUAAUGACAAUGAGUUGUUUGUAACAAAAAGAGGUGUUAUAAAGGAUCUCGAAUUGAAUGCAUUGAGUGGUCAACUCGAGGACCAAAAGUGCUUUUUCUUUAUCCGCCGAUUCAUUAGACGGAGAGGUAUUCGGCGAAGAAGGAGAAGGAGAAGGACUACAACACCCGCGACAACAACGGCUGCACCGGAAGGCGCUCCGGCCCGCAGAAAGAAAAAACAGAAACGACCCACGAAGGCGUCGACCACGAAGAAGGAGACGGAGAAGGACUACAUCCCAACCGACACAAGCGACAGCGAGUACAUUACGAUCCGAACCAAAAGGCCCGACAACGAUUCCAACGAAGACGACGUCUUCGUCGAGUCAGACCGACACAGGCUAACACUGCCGGCAGGCGAAGACGUCGUCGACUACAAUGAAUUGUGUGUAUUAAUUGUUUUGUGCGCUCUUCUGGUGGUGUCGACCGUCUGUUACGGCGCCGCCAUUCAGUCCGAUGUCGUUCCCGAAGGAGAUCUGGGAGUGAAUGAGAUCCAGAAGGACCAGGAAUGCGGUGGCGGUGGAGGGGGUACUGGUGGUGAUGGCGGCACUGAUGGCGGCACUGGAGGUGGAACUCAAAACAGUCAGGGAAGACGGGGUGGUCGUGGAGGUAGUGGUGGUAGUGGUGGUCGUGCGAAAAAUAACUAA